Messenger RNA from Procambarus clarkii (red swamp crayfish), 1665 nucleotides. The record is from RefSeq and is a predicted model, not a curated record. NCBI's taxonomy places the organism in Eukaryota, Metazoa, Arthropoda, Malacostraca, Decapoda, Cambaridae.
AUGCUCACCCUACCCCCCACCUCCCUUGCUCCCUCCUUUUCUUCCGCUUUCUUGACAUUGGCGCCUCCUUGUAAGGUCGGUGCUUCCUAUUUUAAUUUACAAUUUUCACUUCACCAAACUCCAUCACCUCACCAAACUCCAUCACCUCGCCAAACUCCAUCACCUCGCCAAACUCCAUCACCUCGCCAAACUCAUCACCUCGCCAAACACCAUCACCUCGCCAAACUCCAUCACCUCGCCAAACUCCAUCACCUCGCCAAACUCCAUCACCUCGCCAAACUCCAUCACCUCGCCAAACUCUAUCACCUCGCCAAACUCAUCACCUCGCCAAACUCAUCACCUCGCCAAACUCCAUCACCUCGCCAAACUCCAUCACCUCGCCAAACUCCAUCACCUCGCCAAACUCCAUCACCUCGCCAAACUCCAUCACCUCGCCAAACUCCAUCACCUCGCCAAACUCUAUCACCUCGCCAAACUCAUCACCUCGCCAAACUCAUCACCUCGCCAAACUCCAUCACCUCGCCAAACUCCAUCACCUCGCCAAACUCAUCACCUCGCCAAACACCAUCACCUCGCCAAACUCAUCACCUCGCCAAACUCAUCACCUCGCCAAACUCAUCACCUCGCCAAACUCCAUCACCUCGCCAAACUCAUCACCUCGCCAAACUCAUCACCUCGCCAAACUCCAUCACCUCGCCAAACUCCAUCACCUCGCCAAACUCUAUCACCUCGCCAAACUCAUCACCUCGCCAAACUCAUCACCUCGCCAAACACCAUCACCUCGCCAAACCCAUCACCUCGCCAAACACCAACACCACGCCAAACUCAUCACCUCGCCAAACACCAUCACCUUGCCAAACUCCAUCACCUCGCCAAACUCCAUCACCUCGCCAAACACCAUCACCUCGCCAAACUCCAUCACCUCGCCAAACACCAUCACCUCGCCAAACUCAUCACCUCGCCAAACUCCAUCACCUCGCCAAACUCCAUCACCUCGCCAAACUCAUCACCUCGCCAAACACCAUCACCUCGCCAAACUCAUCACCUCGCCAAACUCAUCACCUCGCCAAACUCAUCACCUCGCCAAACUCCAUCACCUCGCCAAACUCAUCACCUCGCCAAACUCAUCACCUCGCCAAACUCCAUCACCUCGCCAAACUCCAUCACCUCGCCAAACUCUAUCACCUCGCCAAACUCAUCACCUCGCCAAACUCAUCACCUCGCCAAACACCAUCACCUCGCCAAACCCAUCACCUCGCCAAACACCAUCACCUCGCCAAACUCAUCACCUCGCCAAACACCAUCACCUUGCCAAACUCCAUCACCUCGCCAAACUCCAUCACCUCGCCAAACCCAUCACCUCGCCAAACACCAUCACCUCGCCAAACUCCAUCACCUCGCCAAUUUCCCCCCGCCAAACACAUUGCGGGCCGGAAACUGGAGACUCUCAUAAAUGCUGUCCAGCAGCUGGAGACACUCAUAAAUGCUGUCCAGCAGUUGGAGACUCUCAUAAAUGCUGUCCAGCAGCUGGAGACACUCAUAAAUGCUGUCCAGCAGUUGGAGACUCUCAUAAAUGCUGUCCAGCAGUUGGAGACACUCAUAAAUGCUGUCCAGCAGCUGGAGACACUCAUAAAGGCUGUCCAGCAGUAUCCUCCCCCACGAUAG